Molecule: messenger RNA, 2541 nt
Organism: Lacerta agilis (Sand lizard)
Lineage: Eukaryota; Metazoa; Chordata; Lepidosauria; Squamata; Lacertidae
Product: vomeronasal type-2 receptor 26-like
Exons: 6
Coding region: 55-2541 (828 amino acids)
Biological process (GO): G protein-coupled receptor signaling pathway
Cellular component (GO): membrane
Molecular function (GO): G protein-coupled receptor activity
Source: RefSeq, a predicted model, not a curated record
CUUCCUAUUCUUCACAAGUACUACCAGCCAGGAGACCUCGUCAUUCCUGGCAUUAUGUCUCAGAUCUACAUAUUCUUCAACUCAAUAGACUUCAAGAAAUGUCCUGCUCGUGACCUCUUUGAUGACAUUGUGAUCAUGACCCAGCUCUACCAACAUAUCCUGGCAUUAGUAUUUGCUGUAAAGGAGAUCAAUGUAAACCCCCAAAUCUUACCCAACCUCACCCUGGGCUUCCACAUCUAUAACAGCCAGUUCAGUCCAAGCUGGACCUAUCGUGUCUCCUUGGAACUCCUCUCUACAUAUGGCAGAUACAUCCCCAACUACAAGUGUGACCUCCAAAAUAAUCCCGUAGCAGUCAUUGGAGGCUCUAACUCUGAGGUCUGUCUCCACAUGGCAACUAUACUGAGCAUCUACAAGAUUCCACAGCUCAUCUAUGGCUCUGCUCCAGUGGGGAAAAUGAAAACUGAAGCUGCUUUCUACCACCAAAUGUUCCCAAAUAUAGACCACCAGUAUGAAGGGAUCCUCAAGUUAUUGCUACAUUUCAGGUGGACAUGGACUGGUGUGUUGACUGUGAAUGACGAGAAUGGAGACAGGUUUAUACAGAGCAUGGUUCCAAAAUUUAUCCUGAGAGGGAUCUGCUUUGAUUUCAUAGAAAGAUUUCCAACAAUUACAUAUUCUAGUGGUUUUACAGACGUGGUUACAGAUGGGCUCAAGACAUUUAAUAUUGCCAUGAGAAGUACUGUCAAUGUGUGGCUCAUUCAUGGUGAAAUUGAUGCCAUGACACUUUUGUUAGCAGUUCCUGGAAUCUCAGAAUAUGAAGACAUACCAAUGAAGGCUAAAGGGAAAGUUUGGAUCAUGACAGUGCAGAUGGAUUUCACAUCACUUCCCUUUCAAAGAGAUCAGAACAUUGACUUCCUCCAUGGUGCUCUAUCCUUCACGAUUCACUCAGAGGAGGUCUUGGGGUUCCAGGAUUUUUUUCAGACAAGAAAUCCCAUCUUGGAAAAAGAAGAUGGCUUUAUGAAGGUAUACUGGGAAGAGGCAUUUAAGUGUUAUUUCCCUGACUCUGAGGGAAAUGUGCAGGAUGGCAAUAUUUGCACUGGGGACGAGAAGCUGGAGACUCUUCCGGGGUCUAUUUUUCAAACGAGCAUGACAGGCCACAGCUACAGCAUCUACAAUGCAGUCUAUGCUGUGGCACAUGCCUUGCAUGCCGCACAUUCAUCUCAGUUCAAACACAGAGCAAUCGUGGAUGGAGGAUGGCUGACGUUUUGGAAUCAACAGGUGUGGAAGCUCAGCCACUUGGUGAGAAGUAGCAUCUUUAAUAAUAGUGCUGGGGAAGAAAUUUAUUUCAACCAAAAUGGAGAACUGGAGUCUGCAUUUGAUAUAAUGAACUGGGUGACAUUCGCAAACCAGUCUGUUCUUCGAGUAAGAGUUGGCAGGAUAGACCCACAGGCCCCCUUGGGAAAGCAGUUCACCAUUCAUGAGGAUGCAAUUGUGUGGCCCAGCAGAUUUAACCAGGCACUGCCCCUCUCUCUUUGUAAUGACAAUUGCCAUUUGGGUUAUAGUAGAACCAAGAAGGAAGGGGAGCCAUUUUGCUGCUAUGAUUGCCUUCCCUGUCCCGAAGGGAAGAUCUCAAACCAGAAAGACAUGGAUGACUGUUUGCAAUGUCCAGAGGAUCAGUAUCCAAAUCAUGCCCAGGAUUCAUGCAUUCCAAAAGUCAUAAGUUUCCUGUCUUACGAAGAAACUUUGGGGGUGACUUUGGCCACUUUGGCUCUUUCCUUUUCAUUCAUCACAGCUUUAGUGCUUGGCAUCUUCGUUAAGCACCGGGACACUCCCAUAGUCAAAGCCAACAACCGGAAUCUCACCUACACUCUCCUCAUUUUCCUCCUGCUCUCCUUCCUUUGUGCUUUGCUGUUCAUUUGCCAGCCAAAAACGCUGACGUGCCUUCUUCGACAAACUGCUUUUGGCAUUAUCUUCACAGUAGCUGUGUCUUGUGUUCUGGCCAAAACCACCAUUGUAGUUCUAGCUUUCGUGGCCACCAUGCCUGGAUCCCGAAUGAGGAAAUGGUUGGGGAAGAGACUGGCUGCUUCCAUUGUUCUUGGCUCCUGCCUGAUUCAAACCACUAUUUGUACGGUGUGGCUCUCAACCUCUACCCCAUUCCCAGAUUUCAACAUGCACUUAGUUGUUAAAGAAAUUAUACUAGAAUGUAAUGAGGGCUCAGUCGCCAUGUUUUACUGUGUCUUGGGCUUCAUGGGUUUGCUUGCCGCUCUCAGCUUCUGUGUUGCUUUCCUUGCGCGUAAGUUGCCUGAUAGUUUUAAUGAAGCCAAGUUUAUCACCUUCAGCAUGUUGGUCUUUUGCAGCGUUUGGUUGACCUUUGUCCCAACCUAUCUCAGCACAAGGGGGAAAUAUAUGGUUGCCGUGGAGAUUUUCUCCAUCUUGGCCUCCAGCGCUGGGUUACUGAUUUGUAUCUUUUCUCCAAAGCUCUAUAUCAUUGUGUUGAGACCUGAGCUGAACAACAAGGAACAGCUAAGAAGAACAAAACAAUGA